Molecule: messenger RNA, 1089 nt
Organism: Prunus dulcis (almond)
Lineage: Eukaryota; Viridiplantae; Streptophyta; Magnoliopsida; Rosales; Rosaceae
Exons: 1
Coding region: 1-1089 (362 amino acids)
Source: RefSeq, a predicted model, not a curated record
AUGUGCAAGGUGUUUGCAAUGACUUUGCGAGGAGCAGCUCAGGAUUGGUUCCAUACCCUGCCAUCCGGGUCGAUCAACAGCUUCAAGGAGCUUACUUACGUCUUCACUAAAGAAUACACUUCUUAUCGGACGAUCAAGAAGAACCCUGACCAUCUGUUCAACCUGCGCAAGAAGCCCGAGGAAUCCCUUCGAGAUUACAUCAAGAGGUUCAAAGCAGAAAAGGCCAACAUCGUAGGGUGCGAUGACCAAAUCGCAUCCUCCGCAUUCAAGAAAGGUCUUCCAGCAGAGCAUGACUUAUAUCGCGAGCUGACUAUCACUCCCAGCCAGACUCUGGCAGAGGUCUUCGCGACCGCAGAACGCUACGCACUCUGGGAUGACGAUCGAAUCGCCGCGAAGAAGUCCACUGAGCAGGAAGAUCGACAGGCCAAGCAGGCAGAACAAAGAGGCGAUAGGCUUGGCAGCAGGGACAAAGACAAAGGCAGGCCACGUCCACAAAGAGAGGCCACGACGAAAGAGAACUACACCAAGUUCUCUAUUCCCAUACACCAAAUUUUGGCCCAAGUGAAGGACAAACCUUGGGUAAAAAGACAUUCACCCUUGAAAGGAGAUCCGGACAAGAGGGAUACCAGAAAAUAUUGUGCCUUCCAUGCGACACAUGGGCACAAUACGAAUAACUGCUUUGCUUGGAAAGCGCAUCUCGAAGAACUCGUGAGAGAAGGUCAUUGCACGGAGUUCAUCGCGAGGCAGGCCAUCCAGCAGAUAGAAGACCGCGAUACCGCCAAGGAGCCACCCCAGAAGGUCAUAAGGAUUAACACAAUCCUAGCCGACUCCGAGGAGUCUGGACUGACCAACAAAGAAAAGAAGAUGAAGAUCAAACAGGCUACUAUGAUCUCCCAAGUCUCAACUAGCCUCUCACUGGCAGAAGACGAUCCCGUGAUCGGCUUUCAAAAGAAAGACUUAAUCGGCCUUGAUCUACCACACAAUGACGCCCUUGUCAUCAGCAUUCAAAUCGCUCAGGCCAUGGUUGACCGAGUCCAUGCAGAUGAGGGCAGUGCAGCCAACAUCCUACAAUUGGCAGUCAUCCAAUAG